AUGAUUAAAAACGGUGACGACGUGGAGAUGUGCGCCACAUUUAAAGAGGCGUGCACAAAAAGGAAUUUGUUAAGGAUCGGUGACGAAUAUGAUCGAUGUAUGCGCGAAGCGAUCACCAAAAAGAUGCCAUGUCGUCUUAGGAGAUUAUUCGCAACAUUAUGUUGUAUCAUAACCGAUGACGAUCUUGCACAAAUUCCGACUCUCUGGCAAAAUUACAAGAAGGCAAUGAUUGAGGACUAUAUCCGACGUGGAAUGAGUGUCGAAGAUGCGACUUGUAGGUGCAUCAUUUACAUCAAUAACAUCUUAGAUCGCUGCAGAACAAAGACCAUGUCAUUGGCUUCAUUUGGAGUUCAAGAUGCCAUCGAUCUUGGACUCAACAAUAGAACGAACACCACCGAUCCCAUUGACCUUGAUACUGCCAUCGAAAAUGAAGACUAUAAUAACGAGGAAGAGUUACAUCGUCCGAUUGUACCUCUAAAUCCUUAUUAUAGUAUCGACAGCUUCAAUCAAGAUCAAGCCAAGGCGUUCGCGUUAAUAAUAAAUACGAUGACCGGCAUCGCAGCCAAUUUACUACCCGGAGGACGGACGGUUCAUAACACCUUUAGACUACCGUUAAUUUUAACCGACAAUACUGUGGCUGGAUAUCCCCUUGAAAGCCAUCAGGGCAAGCGGUUAAAACGUGCCGCUGUAAUUGUGUGGGAUGAAACGCCCAUGACUCCCAGGUUUGCGAUAGCUGUCGAUAGAUAUCUCAAAGAACUGACCGGAAGACAUGACUUGCCUAUGGGGGAAAAAUGCGUCAUUUUUGGUGGAGACUUUCGUCAAAUCCUUCCAGUUGUAAAAUUGGGAGGAAAGAUGGCAGUUAUAGAUGCGUCUCUAAAAAAUUCACAUCUAUGGCCGAAAAUGACACUCGUCUCUCUAAAGACAAACGUGCGAUCCGUUCAGUCUAACGCCACGAACACCAUUGGCAGUUCCACUAACACCAGGACAGAAUUCGGUGGCAGUUAUAGUGAUUGGCUUUUGUGCCUCGGCGAGGGAAGGCUGCCUUACGCUACGGUCGUUACCGGUGCUACACCAACGGGUCUCCGAAAGAGACAAGUCAUAUCAACAGCUGCUGUUGCAGCUAUUACGACAACCAUUGGUGUAGCCGUCGAUAAUUCGACUAUGCCAGCUAAUAUGGCGGUCAUUCCUCGUGAUUUGGUACAAAUUCCCCCUUCGCUAUUGGUCAAUUCGAUCGAAUCAUCUGUUGAAUUUGUCUUUGACACUGGAAUUUACGAUGGCAAACGAGCUAUUCUUUGUCCUGCCAACGCAGCUGUAUAUGACGUUAAUAAUUUUAUUUUAGAUCGUCUAGAAGACGAAUGCACCACCUACGUUAGUAUCGACGAUUACGUAAAUGACCCAUCUGAUUCUUUUUCUAUAAACAUGGACCUCAUCAACUCUGCUGAUGUCCCGGCUUUACCGCCACAUAAGUUGCGGUUAAAAAAGGGAGCUGUGGUGAUGUUACUUCGUAACAUUGACAUCGCGGCUGGUCUAUGUAAUGGAACUAGAAUGGUGAUUGUUAAUUUACAAGAAAAUUUCCUAGAGUGCAAAAUUUUAUCUGGCUCUUCUAUAGAUAAAGUAGUGUGGAUUCCAAAGAUUCACAUGAAAGCCAGAUAUAAUAUUUUACCAAAUGAUAUUGAUCGAUUUCAAUUCCCUGUUCGUCUCGCCUUUUGCAUGACCAUCAAUAAAUCCCAAGGCCAAACUUUCCAUAAAGUCGGUAUUUAUCUUAGAGCGCCAUGUUUCAGUCAUGGCCAACUCUAUGUGGCCUUUUCGCGAGUUGGUUCUCCUGACCAAAUUCGCUGUUUGAUUAACGAAACACCAGAACAGGGGUGUUUCGGUCGAAUUUCGUCCCGCCGAUACACUUCGAAUAUUAUUUAUUACAAAAUAUUUAGUAAUCGAAGUGAUCAAAUUCCCAUUGUCCGUGAAGUGAUGCCGACUAUGGAUACACCCCAUAUCUCCCCUACGACUACUAAAAGAAAAACGCCAAUUCCCCCACACCAUCUAAUCUCCCUAGUCGUAGAAAACUUCCGGCAUGCAAAAGGAACAGUUCCCAAACCACCAUCAAUCUUCCUCGCACACCUUCACCAUCUCGUCAAGUCACACGUCCCCGACAAGUCCCCUUAA
This is a messenger RNA of Sitophilus oryzae (rice weevil), 2160 nucleotides long. RefSeq lists its product as uncharacterized. Gene Ontology annotation, biological process: telomere maintenance; DNA repair. Lineage: Eukaryota; Metazoa; Arthropoda; Insecta; Coleoptera; Curculionidae. The transcript has a single exon. Gene Ontology annotation, molecular function: DNA helicase activity. The record is from RefSeq and is a predicted model, not a curated record. The coding region runs from base 1 to 2160 and encodes 719 amino acids.